GGGCUGCUCUCCAUCAUCCAGAGCCUGAAGGGUUCCCCAGAGCAGGAGCUCUGCAUCGUCCUGCUGGGGCUGGACAAUGCGGGGAAGACCACGCUGCUGAAACGCCUGGCGUCCGAGGAGGUCAGCACCAUCACGCCCACCCUGGGCUUCAACAUAAAGAGCAUCCACUCGCAAGGCUUCAAGCUAAAUGUCUGGGAUAUUGGGGGGCAGCGCUCCAUCCGCCCAUACUGGAAGAAGUAUCUGAGCAGCACAGACCUGCUGAUUUAUGUCAUUGACAGCGCAGACCAGAAGCGUUUUGAGGAGACAGGGCAGGAGCUGGCAGAGCUCACCAAGGAGGAAUCCCUCACGGGGGUCCCGCUGCUGGUGUUUGCCAACAAGCAGGACCUGGUGACUGCAGCACCUGCAGCAGAAAUCGCGGAAGGGCUGAGCCUCCACACCUACCGGGACCGGGAAUGGCAGAUCCAGGCCUGCUCAGCCUUGUCUGGGGAAGGAGUGCAGGAUGGGAUGAACUGGAUUUCGAGCCAGAUCAUGAACAGAAGGAAGUGA
This is a messenger RNA of Fulmarus glacialis (Northern fulmar), 546 nucleotides long. Its product is annotated as ADP-ribosylation factor-like protein 3. The record is from RefSeq and is a predicted model, not a curated record. Gene Ontology annotation, molecular function: GTP binding; GTPase activity. Gene Ontology annotation, cellular component: cytoplasm; microtubule cytoskeleton. The transcript has 5 exons. Gene Ontology annotation, biological process: cilium assembly. The annotation marks the transcript as partial. NCBI's taxonomy places the organism in Eukaryota, Metazoa, Chordata, Aves, Procellariiformes, Procellariidae.